This is a messenger RNA of Cynara cardunculus var. scolymus (artichoke), 1813 nucleotides long. RefSeq names its product putative BPI/LBP family protein At1g04970. The coding region runs from base 167 to 1633 and encodes 488 amino acids. The record is from RefSeq and is a predicted model, not a curated record. The transcript is spliced from 6 exons. Lineage: Eukaryota; Viridiplantae; Streptophyta; Magnoliopsida; Asterales; Asteraceae. Gene Ontology annotation, molecular function: lipid binding.
UCGUUUUCUUCAUUUUCUUCAAGUUAACUGCAAUCCAUGCUCUUAAACGAGCAAAACAUGCUGAUUUGACUUUAUUUUUUUUGAAUUUCUUUCCUCAUGAUGUGUUUGAACGAUUGAAUACUUCUCCAAUUUCAAUCCACUAUUUCAAGUUUUUCCAUAAUUCUUCAUGGGUCGAAGACUUCUCUUCAUCUUUUUAGUACCCCUAUUAUUGCUUUCUUCAUCUACUCGUGUUGAAUCAGGUGAAAAUGAUUUCAUAUCUUUUGGUAUUUCCGAAAAGGGUCUCGAAUUUGCUAAGGAUUUACUGAUAAACAAUGCGAUUUCAUCGUUGAUUCCUCUUCAAUUGCCCCAAAUCGAACAAAAAGUUCAAAUCCCAUUAGUUGGAACGGUUCGUAUGGUUCUAUCGGAUAUUGUUAUAUAUCAGGUUAAUGUUUCUUCUUCGAUUGUUCAACCUGGUGAGAUUGGUGUUACGAUUGUUGCUUCUGGUGCGACUGCUAAUUUGAGUUUGAAUUGGAGCUAUUCUUAUAGCACUUGGCUGUUUGAUCUUUCUGAUAGUGGAUUGGCCUCUAUUCAGGUUGAAGGUAUGGAAAUCGGGUUGACGCUGGGUUUAAAGAAUCAACAAGGAAGUCUUAGCCUGUCUCCUGAAGAUUGUGGAUGUUAUGUCCAUUAUAUCUCCAUAAAGUUAGAAGGAGGAGCAUCUUGGCUUUAUCAAGGAAUAGUUGAUUAUUUUGAAGACGACAUAGUUUCUGCAGUCGAAGAUACCAUUACCAAGAAUGUGAUGGAUGGGGUGAUGAAGCUUGACUCGAUUUCUGAAUCACUUCCAAAAGAAAUCGCUUUUGGGGAUGUUGCUACGUUAAAUAUCACCAUUACUGAGGGUCCUAUCAUGACCAAUACUUCUCUUCUUAUUGGUAUUGAUGGGUUAUUUACACAAAUUGGCUACGGAAUAACUUCUGGUCGUUACGGUAACAGUUUGUUGUCAACUGGUUCGUGUAAUAAUGCAGAGAAGAUGGUCGGGAUUUCGGUGCAUGAAAAUGUUCUUAACUCGGCAUCAGUAGUGUAUUUCAAUACAAAUAAGAUGUAUUGGAUCAUCGAAAACUUACCAGAGCAGAAGCUAUUGAACACCGCCGGAUGGAGAUUUAUAAUUCCAAAGUUGUAUAAAGAAUACCCAAAUGACGAAAUGAGCUUGAAUUUUACUAUUUUGUCACCUCCGAUCAUAGAAGUUGAAAACCAGGGUAUCGUUGCUUCGGUAUCCUCAGAUGUCAUCAUCAAUGUCGUGGAUAAUGGCGAUGUUAUUCCAGUUGCUUGCAUCUCGAUGGAGAUCAAAGCUUCGGGGUCUGCAGGUAUCUCAUUGAGCACUCUUGCUGGUGGUGUUAGCUUAAGCAAACUCACAAUGUCUCUGAAAUGGAGUAAAAUCGGCACCCUGCAUAUGGUCCUUGUUCAGUCUGUUAUGUCGGCGUUUCUGAGAAGGAUCAUCUUACCGGUCGUGAAUUUACGUCUAAAGAUAGGAUACUCUUUACCUGAUUUCCAUGGCUACGGGCUUCAGAAUGCCUCGAUUAUCUAUGGUGAUUCGAAGAUUAUUGUUUGUAGUGAUGUUGAUCGUGCAUAUGAAUACGUUUCUCACUUAAUUUUGAAGUGAACGGAUAUUGUUGUACGAUAGGUAUUAGAUAAUUUUGGAGUCUCGGUAUGUCGAUCGGGAUCAUGUAUUGAGUAGUCUUUGUAUAUUGUACUAGUAUUAGAUAUCAUGUUGUAGAUGCAAUAAUUUAGUUGUAUAUUUGUAGACCAAUAUCCAAUUAAUGCAAUAAGCCUUGAACCCUUU